GGAGUCUCUCUGCGCGGCGGCGGCCGCCAUGGCGGGCCGAGGGCCGCCGCUUUGCUACGCGCUGCUGUGCGGGCAGGCGGCGCUGCUGCUGGGCAACCUGCUGCUCCUGCAGGGCGUGCCGCGCAGCCUCCAGCACAACGCCACCCUCGGCCCCGAGCAGCCCGACGCGGAGCCCCCCGCCAGCGCCGGAGGCGCCUUCUCCUGCCAAGGCCACGGCCCCCACGGCCCGCUCGUGCGCUGCGAUCACCUACCUGAGGAGUUUGUAGAGUGUGAGGCUCCCAUGGAUCAUGGUGGAAAUGCAAGUGCACGAGAGGAACUGGGCUACGGAUGUCUCAAGUUUGGUGGUCAGGCAUAUAGUGAUGUGAGCCACACUCAGGUCCAAUGCAAGGCACUGGAUGGCAUCGAAUGUGCAGGCCAGCGGACCUUUCGGCGGGGGAAUAAGCCAUGCAUAAAAUACACGGGGCACUACUUCAUAACUACUCUCCUCUACUCCUUUUUUUUGGGCUGCUUUGGAGUGGAUCGCUUCUGCCUGGGGCACACAGGCACAGCUGUAGGGAAAUUGCUCACUCUUGGAGGACUUGGGAUCUGGUGGUUUGUGGACUUGAUUCUUCUUAUCACUGGGGGACUGAUGCCCAGUGAUGGAAGCAACUGGUGUACCAUUUACUGAAAGUCUACAACUCUGACUGGACCUAAACCAAAGAAGAAAUGGGAGGAGAUUCUUUGUUCAGU
Messenger RNA from Podarcis raffonei (Aeolian wall lizard), 729 nucleotides. It is a transcript of the gene TM2D2, whose product is annotated as TM2 domain containing 2. The record is from RefSeq and is a predicted model, not a curated record. The transcript has 4 exons. The coding region runs from base 29 to 667 and encodes 212 amino acids. NCBI's taxonomy places the organism in Eukaryota, Metazoa, Chordata, Lepidosauria, Squamata, Lacertidae.